CAUUAGACUAUGGCUACUCGUACUCUUCUCUAGCUUUCACUGCACUCUCUCGCUCACUGCACUCUCUCUAGCUCUCUCCCUUAGCUAGUAAGCUACCUUUGAAAGAGAUGGGGAUGCUGUCAGGAAUUUCCCGAUGCUGUAGGAGGAUUUACAAUCCAUUCAGAGCAUUCUGUCUACCUGUCCUAUCACUAACAAGAAGUCCUGGUGGGCGUCAUAUGGACUGGUGCUCUGCAUUCUUCUCUCCUGUGCUAGAGAAAUGCGAGAGAGGAGUGUACUUCGUAGGAGUGUUUUGCUUCAUCCUGGUACUGUGCGGUAUCUCCAUGGUUGUCGGAACCUACUACAUCUGUGUCGUCCCCUUCCUCUACGCUACACAACACCCUCUCAUGUUCACACUCUAUGUGAUCUACGGUCACUAUAUCCUGGUUAUGAUCUGCUUCAAUUACUUCAGUGGUGUGUGCACAAGUCCCGGUAAAGCCCCGAGGCCUGUGAACUUUGAUCCCAACAAGGAUGAAGUGAAGAAAGGGUGGAGGAUUUGUCGCACGUGUAAGGCUCCCAAACCGCCUCGUGCCCACCACUGUAGGAUAUGCAAUGCUUGUGUCCUUAAAAUGGAUCAUCAUUGUCCGUGGAUGUUCAACUGCAUAGGUCACUACAACCAUCGCUACUUCAUGAUGUUCAUCGUCUCCAUGUGGCUAGGGACCCUGUUUGUCGUCAACAGCGGGUGGUCACGCAUCUACGUUCUUCUUGACAUCAGAUCGGAGUUCAUACAGAGCAUUGUGGACACCUUGGGCAUGCGUUCCAGUGUCAUAUUGGCAUCAGAGUACCCUCGCGGCACCUCUGGAGAAGCCACAAUGCUGUGUUUACAGUGGUUUGUGUGUCUGGGGGUUAUAGUUGCACUCUCCAUUCUGGGGGGCUGGAACAUGUUCCUCAUAUCCAUAGGGGUCAAUACGAUAGAGUUCUAUACCAAUAAGAGGGAUGCCAGGGAAAUGAAGAAGGAAGGAAGGGUGUUUGUGAACCCUUACUAUUACGGCGUUGUCACUAACUGGGUCGUGUUCCUUGGAUUGCUGGAAGGAAGAUCAUUCUUUCGUCACAUUCUCCUCCCCUCAUGGCACAAGCCCACUAGCGACGGUAUGGAUUGGAGCAAAGACGCUGUUUUUAGAUACAAAGACAAAAUGAGAACUAUUCCAGUAUAGCCAUUAUUUUCCAUAUUUUUUUGUAUCGAUUGAUUUUUUGUGUUUGUGUGAAUUAUUAUAGCAAUAAAAAAAACUUUUACAUCAAUAAAAAAAUAAUUAUGUGCAGUUAA
Messenger RNA from Halichondria panicea, 1300 nucleotides. Its product is annotated as palmitoyltransferase ZDHHC16-like. Gene Ontology annotation, molecular function: palmitoyltransferase activity. NCBI's taxonomy places the organism in Eukaryota, Metazoa, Porifera, Demospongiae, Suberitida, Halichondriidae. The record is from RefSeq and is a predicted model, not a curated record. Gene Ontology annotation, cellular component: Golgi apparatus. The transcript has 10 exons. The coding region runs from base 108 to 1190 and encodes 360 amino acids. Gene Ontology annotation, biological process: protein palmitoylation.